GAAAACACAACUGAGAAACAAUCUUCAACCCAGGCUUCUCAUGAGGCCCAAAGUGACCAGCAGAACAAUACAACGGAAACACCUGUAGCAGAUUCAGGUUCGGUUUCGGCUUCAGGCAAUGACAACCGGAAAGUUUCAUGUGAAGAUAUUGAGCUUGUCCAAAACCUGAUUGAACGUUGCUUACAAUUGUAUAUGAAUAAGGAUGAAGUGGUUAAAACACUUCUUAAUCGAGCAAGGAUAGAUCCUGGAUUUACAACUCUUGUUUGGCAAAAAUUGGAAGAGGAAAAUGCAGAUUUCUUUCGGGCUUACUACAUAAGGCUUAAACUGAAGAAACAAAUCAUCCUGUUCAAUCAUUUGCUUGAGCACCAAUAUCAUCUGAUGAAAUAUCCUGUUCCUCCGAAGGUUCCAUUGACUCCGAUGCAGAAUGGGAUAAAUACCAUGCCAGUCAACAACUUGCCCAUGGGAUACCCCGUCUUACAACAACCUCCGCAUCCAGCUGCAGGUCAACCUCAUUUUGAUCCGAUGGGCAUGCCUAGUUGCCAUGUGGUUAAUGGUGUGCCUGCACCAAGCAACUAUCAUCCAAUGCAAAUGAAUUCUGGAAAUGAUAUGGUGGUGGAAACGAGUGCAUCAGAUGUAGCACCAGCUGUUCCACCUAGCAAUGCCAUGUGUGAUAUGCCUGUAAGCCCUGCAUCAGUAGCUUCCAGUGGCCACUUCCCCUUCACUGCUUCGGAGAUUUCAGGGAUGGGAAUUGACACAUCAGUGCUUGACAGUUCGUUCCCAUCUGAUGUACCAGAUAAUGGAGUUGGUAUUUCUAGAGAUGUCCUGAGGUCGUUGGAUCAGAUUCCUUGGGAUUUCAAUCUUUCGGAUCUAACAGCAGACUUGUCAAACUUGGGAGAUUUAGGAUCUCUAGGAAACUAUCCUGGUUCCCCCUUUUUGCCUUCUGAUUCAGAUAUUCUGCUUGAUUCUCCUGAACAAGAAGAUAUAGUUGAGGAGUUCUUUGUUGAUGUUGAGACUGCACCAGGGCCUGCACCGUGCCCUCAAUCAGAUGAAGAGAAGUCCUAGUUUAAGUUGACACGAACACGUCCGUAAUACCAUAGCCAGAAUAAGGAGUUUGGUGUAAAAUGAUGGUAAAUGAGAGGCUGAUCAACUGAGGACAUUGAUUUACCUGUGUAGGUAUGUCAUUAACCCAACUUUUCUGUUACCAAAGGCUUGGGCUUCUACUUUAUACGAAGCUCUAAAGGAAGAAGUCGAAGGAAAAAGCCACCUGACUUUAUUCUUAUACUGAUCGAGCUGAAUUAUUUUCUAUUUGAAUAGAUUUCGCUUUCCUUGCUUGGACGACUCCUCUGCUUAAAAAGGGGAUAUAUCUAAGCUUUGAGUUAUUAUAGUCGCAUCUUUCCUUCAUUUGUAUAAGCAAGUCAGGAUCUGUUAAGUUUCAUUCCUUUUGAUAUUAUUAAGCUUGUAUCUUGGAUAUUGAACAUUAGCAAUCUGAUAUAUUCCGUUAACCAGCCAUUGUACCAA
Molecule: messenger RNA, 1518 nt
Organism: Capsicum annuum
Lineage: Eukaryota; Viridiplantae; Streptophyta; Magnoliopsida; Solanales; Solanaceae
Source: RefSeq, a predicted model, not a curated record